AUGACGUCAUCCCUUCGUCAUCAGCAACAUGCAUCUUUUGUUAUCAAGGCCUACCAUGCAAAACUGACCAUCUUGAACUUUGAACCCGUCACCAUUAACGUGAUUCAACAUCAACACAAUUCAACAUCAACACAAUUCAGCAUCAACAUGUCUCAACAUCAACAUUAUGGAGAACGCGACUCUAGCUCGUUGGUUUUAAAAAAUUCGUUCGAAAGAUUUCAGCCUACCUUUUUCAAUGAAUCAUGUGGUCGAUCCAAGACAUCGCAGAAUAGGGACGUCCUGGAACCCACUGUGAGAGCGAAUCCCAGCCAACAAGCAGCAACAUACAACUGCAACAGCAGCAACAACACCAGCAACAAGAUGACACGUGUUGAGAUGCAUGCGUAUGAUCUUGCGAUCAUUAAUAAUGAAGAACGUUCAGUCAGGCCCACUUCUGCUUCCAUGACCAAUCAAUUUCUACUAUUAUACAUCUAA
Molecule: messenger RNA, 474 nt
Organism: Helobdella robusta
Lineage: Eukaryota; Metazoa; Annelida; Clitellata; Rhynchobdellida; Glossiphoniidae
Exons: 3
Coding region: 1-474 (157 amino acids)
Source: RefSeq, a predicted model, not a curated record